AGCGACGUUGCCUAGCUUCCUGGCUCUCGUAAGGAAUACGAUCAACAGCCUCUCUACUACGUAACGCAUCCACUCAUCAGUCUUACCAUGCGUCAUGGUGCAACUAUCCUCGCCAUAAUCGCCCUGUACGGCGUGAUCGCCUACCUGCUCGGCAUACCGUUACCGCCUCAGCCGUGGCGAUCCUACUUCGGGCUCGCUGCGCUGGAAGCUUUUUUACUCUGCUACAACUCCCCUGUUGUCGAGCGUAUGAACGGAGCCAGGACUGUGGACGGAUAUACCGAUGAGCAGAACGCACUCGUCAGGUCGAUCGAGGUCGAAAAGACGCGACGGGUGUACAUGACGCUCGUCAUGGUCUGUUCGGUCUUGGGUGAAACUGCUGUACUCUGUUGUCAUGAUGGCGCUUGGAUAGGUCCACAGACCGACAUCCAGAAGUUCACAGCAAUAAUUACCGGUAUGCUGCACGGAAUCGCUUGUCUCGGGCCCUCCAUCGCUAUCUCAGAGGAUAGGAUACAGCCGCUCGAAGCAGCCUUGGCCGAGUCCUUGUCGCCCACAGCCCCCGUCGAACCUAUCACCACUUCCGCUCAACCGGACCUCGAGGCCGGACUCGUCGAGAAGCAAUAAGGGUACAUCAUCGACGAGCAAAACGCGUGAUAUCUGUACCUCGUAAAAGACCUUGUUGUUCGAACAUCACCUUUACUUCACCCAAAGUUCUUUCUUGACGGAUCUGUCGACUUCAAUUUCAUGUAUCUGUAUACCACGAUCCUC
Filobasidium floriforme is the source of this 765-nucleotide messenger RNA. RefSeq lists its product as uncharacterized. The record is from RefSeq and is a predicted model, not a curated record. Bases 88 to 621 code for a protein of 177 amino acids. NCBI's taxonomy places the organism in Eukaryota, Fungi, Basidiomycota, Tremellomycetes, Filobasidiales, Filobasidiaceae. The transcript has 2 exons.